CACUGCAAUGCACACACCGUCUGUUACUUCAUCUUGCAAAUGCGCCUUCACGCUUCCAUCGCCGCAACUAGUGGAUCACACCUGUCGAGGACCACCAGAAGUGUACACUGUUGAACCCAGCCAGGGAAAGGGCCUAGGCGUCUUUGCCUUGCAUGAUGUCGAGAUUGGCGACAUCGUCAUGCGCGAAACACCCGUCGUCAAAAUAAGCCCACCCGACUUCGUAAAAGGAACUGGUUACCCAAUGGCUGCGAUAUCAAAGCUCGUCCGCCAGGAGUUCGAAACACUGUCACUUGACAAGCAAGCUGAAAUCCUCUCCUUGACUUACCAUGCCACUCCUGCGGAGAUAGAAACCAUGGAUCAACUAGGCCUAAUUUUCCGAACAAACGCAUACAACACUGGCAAAGAGAUCGGUCUGUUUCCCAAGAUCGCCCGGAUCAACCACUCGUGCCGACCGAAUACCAGCUACUAUUGGAGCGAGCGGUUGAACAAGCGAAUCGUAUAUGCAACAAGGAAAAUUAAGCAGGGUGAGGAGUUUUCUGUAUCGUACAUACCACUCCUCCUCACCCAGAAAGAGCGACAGGCACGCCUCGAUCGCUAUGGUUUCAAAUGCCAUUGUGAAGCGUGCGCCCAAGAACGCGCAGCUACGGAGGUCAGCGACGAACGCCGUGUCACUAUAAAUCAAGCCUUCAUCGACUUCGAGCCUCAACUGAUUCUCACGCCUCCCAAAUCCAAGACCGCAACUCGACAGGCCCGAAAGAACGCCAACGCAUCCCUCCAACUUGCCUCGCUUGUGCAGGAAGAAGGUCUCGCCGACUACUAUGCGAAAGCCUACAGAAUCGCUGCCAUCAGUCAUGCAAGAGUAGGGGACUGGGAACCUGCAGCUAUAUGGGCUAACAAGGGCUAUGAGUUGAAGGUGAUGGAAGAUCCGCAAUCGCCGCAUACCUUGGAGCUGCACCAUCUUACCAGCAACUUCCUCUCAAAUUGGGAAAGUCAGUUGAGAAAUCGAUCGGCGAUGCAUGGCGGGCAGUGA
Messenger RNA from Cucurbitaria berberidis CBS 394.84, 1030 nucleotides. RefSeq names its product SET domain-containing protein. The coding region runs from base 8 to 1030 and encodes 340 amino acids. The transcript is spliced from 2 exons. Lineage: Eukaryota; Fungi; Ascomycota; Dothideomycetes; Pleosporales; Cucurbitariaceae. Gene Ontology annotation, molecular function: protein binding. The record is from RefSeq and is a predicted model, not a curated record.